Neurospora tetraspora is the source of this 2359-nucleotide messenger RNA. RefSeq names its product uvs-2 protein. Gene Ontology annotation, cellular component: Rad6-Rad18 complex; nucleus. Gene Ontology annotation, molecular function: single-stranded DNA binding; ubiquitin protein ligase activity. The transcript is spliced from 2 exons. Lineage: Eukaryota; Fungi; Ascomycota; Sordariomycetes; Sordariales; Sordariaceae. Bases 412 to 1908 code for a protein of 498 amino acids. Gene Ontology annotation, biological process: DNA damage tolerance; protein monoubiquitination. The record is from RefSeq and is a predicted model, not a curated record.
GAGAAACAAAGUCAGGAGAUGACAAUGAAGAAUACUCCAGAUCUUUACGUGGGACUUGAAUAUCUAGCAAGGAGAAUGAGCAAUCCAUCAAUGACCCAUUCCGAGUCUAUAUGCACUCGUCGUUUUUCGGUCUCGUCCUGACCCUCGGCCAGACAUUGUAAAUACUGUGUAAUGUCGGGGCUUCUUUUCGUUGACCUGCAUUGUCCCACUCAAAGAAAGUCGCGACCAGCACGUUCGACUUGCAGACAUCGCGUCUCACAUCUUCCGUCUCUACAUUACCUCCAGGCAGAAGGCAGCCAUCAACACCAACAACAAAUUGGAUAGUUCAAAUCAGGUUCACCAUCGCUUCUACCUCAGCACCAUAUUCAGCAAUUGAUAACGACGAGCACCACCACACUCUAGAGUACCAUCAUGGAAGUCUUCGGCGAUGAAGCCUUCAACGUCCCCGACUCGACCGACUGGCUGGACACUCCCCUCGCAUGCUUGAUGCCCGUCGAACAAGCCUUCCGCUGCCAUGUAUGCAAGGACUUCUACGACUCUCCCAUGCUCACAUCUUGCAACCACACCUUCUGCUCAUUGUGCAUACGAAGAUGUCUGUCCGUUGACAGCAAGUGCCCGCUAUGUCGAGCUACCGACCAGGAAUCCAAACUCAGAGGCAAUUGGGCUUUGCGCGAAGCCGUAGAAGCCUUCAAAGAUUCCCGUAAAGCACUUCUCGAGUUUGCUAGGGCACCACCGACCAUUCAAGCAGCACCUCCCGACCUAGCUGGCCCCAGUUCACCCACAAAACGAAAGGCGACGGAGAUGGAAGGGGCGAAAGAGGAGGAUCAAGAAACCAAGAGGCCUAGAAGAUCAACUAGAUCAACAAAGACCCGAGCUUCCGAGUUAACAGCGGCAAUACUACAAGAGGAGGAAGACACCACACCCACAGCCGACCCAGAUUACGUCGACCAACCACCCGACGACGGCCUAGUAGCCUGCCCCAUCUGCCUCACCCGCAUGAAAGAACAGCAAGUCGACCGCCACCUCGACACAUCUUGCCCCGGUUCUCCUCAACCAGCAUCCAAACGACGACCAACCCCAGCUCAAACACCACAACAACCGACCUUUUCCUCCUUCAACACCCGCCUCACUUCUCAGACCACUACGCAAAACCAAAAACCACCCGAACGCCUCCCCGCCCUAGCCUACUCCAUGCUCCGCGACACCGCCCUGCGCAAGAAACUCUCCGAACUCGGUCUCUCCACGCACGGUUCUCGGCAGCUUUUGGAGAAGCGACACAAGGAGUGGAUCACGCUUUGGAACGCCAACUGCGAUUCUUCGCGACCCAAAAAGCGGUCCGAGUUACUUCGCGAUCUAGACGAAUGGGAGAGGACGGUAGGAAACCCCGGCACAGCAGCAGGAGGAGGGCAGCAGGGACUCGGUCUCAUGGCGAGGGCGCAAGCUGCCGGGGCGCAGAUCAAGGACAAGGAGUUCGAUGGGAAAGCGUGGGCGAAUCGGUAUGGAGGGAGUUUUGGGGAUUUGAUUAAGCAGGCUAGGAAGGGGAUUAAGAGGCAGACUUUGGAUGGGGAUGGGGGAGAAAACACGGGCGAGGGCGAGGGCGAGAAGGAGAAGGAAACUGAGACUGAGAAGGAAGACAGUACGCCAGCUGAACUUCCAACGCCAGCGAGAAGAGAGGUGGAAAGUAGCGCGGCGCCGACACCGAUGGACAUUGUCCCGCCAUCAAGUCCACCACGGCAUAAGCAGGGGCGUGACGCGGGUACAGAACACAACGGGCAAGCUCCUGGAAGGGAUGCUAUAGCAGAGGAUACCGCCAUGAUGGGGGAACAAGUGAUCCCUGGGACACCAGAAAAGGGACAGUGGGAGACGCCGCAGCAACAACAGCAGCCACCAAUAGCUGGAGAUGCUUAAAGCAAGGUUAACGAGGGACCUGAGAACAAAACCAAAUGAGUUAGUAAGGCCUCCGGACAUAAUCAUGAGACCAUUUCUUUUCUUUUCUGAUAUUGCUGCGUAACUGCUUCGUAUUGUAUAGCGACCGACGAAUGCGUUAUUCUUCUCAACAUAUUUCAUAGGUCAUGAAGGCAACAACUUCUUUCGCAUACGAUCAUCACAACACACUCAGGUAGUCUUUUCGUCGUUGCGAUCAAGAAGAGGGGUUGAUGACCUAACAAAAAACAGAAAAAUAUCACGAGAGACUCAUGAGGAGAAAAGUAAGUACUAGGUCAUUCAAUAUGGGUUUGUAGCAAAAGAAAAGCGCCAAAAAAAUAGAAUGCAAAAAAACAUACAGCACCUGGGAUUCGCUGGUCGUCACCGACCCAACUACUAGUCAGGCGAUUGGUGGCUUAUCUAUGGGAGAGCGGAC